AUGCUCCGUCAGAAUAUCAUCAAAGUCGCUCGAGCUAAUACGACACUUUACAAGAGAUCCUUUUCCAUGUCGACCGUCAGAGCUGCAGAAGGAGACGUUGGAGCUACCCGGUCAGGUGGCACAGCUUCAGCAGACGCUUUCAACAAACGGGAGCAAGCUGAAGAAAGCCGAUUUAUCCGCCAGAAGGAAAUGGAGAGUCUUCGCAAGCUCAAAGAAAAGCUUCAGUCGCAGAGGAAGUACCUCGAUGAACUCGACGGCCACAUCAAGCAGCUCGAGAAUGAACAAGGUGGGGGUGAACAACACUGA
This is a messenger RNA of Endocarpon pusillum Z07020, 306 nucleotides long. RefSeq lists its product as uncharacterized. The coding region runs from base 1 to 306 and encodes 101 amino acids. The transcript is spliced from 3 exons. The record is from RefSeq and is a predicted model, not a curated record. Gene Ontology annotation, cellular component: mitochondrion. Gene Ontology annotation, biological process: negative regulation of ATP-dependent activity. Lineage: Eukaryota; Fungi; Ascomycota; Eurotiomycetes; Verrucariales; Verrucariaceae. Gene Ontology annotation, molecular function: ATPase inhibitor activity.